CUGACUUUUCACGAUAUACGGAGAAUAAGUUGGUAGAAUUGACAAUUGACAAUACUGUCUUUGUAAAAAAUUAUACGUGAAUUUUAAAAUUGACAGACUUCUGGGCUUGGUUAAAAAAUUGUUCUAUAGAUCUGUAAAACAGACCCAUAACAAAAUGGGAUUUAAUGAUAUGCUAAAUUAUGUAGUCUAUGAUAAUCCGGUUUCAAAAACUGCUGUGUCUCUGUCCAAAUCUACUUUAUCUCUUGUUUCUGGCAAUAAAACUUCUGCCAUCCCUUCAGUGACGGUAAUUACAGAAAAGACACCUUUAUGGAAAAUGGCAGCAGAAGGUGGCCCCUUUAUCAAAAUAGCAGGGAUUAUGGGAGCUUCCGCAGUGGCUUUGGGUGUGUAUGGAGCACACAAAAAAUACCCCAAAGACAAAGUCAAUGAACUCAAACCAAUUUAUGAAACCGCAAGCCGAUACCACUUUUUUCACACAUUAGCUCUCUUAGCAGUUCCUAUGACUAGAUAUCCUAGUGUGACUGGAAGUUUGCUUAUAACUGGAACAAUACUUUUUUCUGGAGCAUGUUAUUAUCACGCAUUCACUGGAGAAAAUAAACUUGGAAAAAUGGCCCCAAUAGGCGGCACCUUACUUAUUUUUGGAUGGCUGUCCAUGGUGAAUGAUUUGAUCUACGUUUGUGGUGCAUAUACGAAAAUGUAGUUUUUUUGUUGGUAAUAAACAAUAUAAGUAGCAUAUA
Messenger RNA from Leptinotarsa decemlineata (Colorado potato beetle), 734 nucleotides. Its product is annotated as transmembrane protein 256 homolog. Gene Ontology annotation, cellular component: membrane. The record is from RefSeq and is a predicted model, not a curated record. Lineage: Eukaryota; Metazoa; Arthropoda; Insecta; Coleoptera; Chrysomelidae.